GCGGCUCGCCCCCCGCCGAUGAGCCGCCGCGGCGCGCGGGCGGACGAUGGAACUCCACAUCCUGGAGCACCGGCUGCAAGUUGCCAGCGUCGCCAAGGAGAGCAUCCCGCUCUUCACCUACGGCCUCAUCAAACUUGCCUUCCUGUCCUCCAAGACCAGGUGCAAGUUCUUCAGCCUAACCGAGACGCCGGAGGAUUACACCAUCAUUGUUGAUGAGGAGGGGUUCCUAGAGCUGCCCUCCUCAGAGCACCUGAGCGUGGCGGACGCCACCUGGCUGGCCCUGAACGUGGUGUCAGGCGGGGGCAGCUUCUCCAGCUCACAGCCCAUUGGCGUGACCAAGAUUGCCAAGUCGGUCAUUGCCCCGCUGGCCGACCAGAACAUCUCCGUGUUCAUGCUCUCCACCUACCAGACGGACUUCAUCCUGGUACGCGAACGGGACCUGCCCUUUGUCACACACACCUUGUCAUCAGAGUUCACCAUUUUGAGAGUCGUCAAUGGCGAGACGGUAGCAGCUGAGAACCUCGGCAUCACCAAUGGCUUCGUAAAGCCCAAAAUGGCCUCAGCACCCGCUCUCUUUGCUCUCGCAGUCCAGAGGCCUGUCAUCCACCCUCUGUCCAGCCCAAGCAAUAGGUUCUGUGUCACCAGCCUGGACCCUGACACGCUGCCUGCAGUUGCCACGCUCCUCAUGGACGUCAUGUUCUACUCCAACGGGGUGAAGGACCCCAUGGCUGCCGGUGAGGACUGUGGCCACAUCCGCUUCUUCUCCUUCUCCCUCAUCGAGGGCUACAUCUCCCUGGUGAUGGACGUACAGACCCAGCAGAGGUUCCCUAGUAAUUUGUUGUUCACAAGUGCAUCUGGAGAGCUCUGGAAAAUGGUGCGGAUCGGAGGACAGCCCCUGGGAUUCGAUGAGUGUGGCAUCGUGGCCCAGAUCUCCGAGCCCCUGGCCGCCGCGGACAUCCCCGCCUACUACAUCAGUACUUUCAAGUUCGACCACGCGCUGGUACCGGAGGAGAACAUUAGCGCCGUCAUCAGCGCCCUGAAAGUCAGCCAAGCAGAGAAGCAUUAGGAGGGCCUCUCCCGCUCCUCCCUUCCUGCCCCCCAGACCCGGGCCCGGCCCCCACCCUGAAGAUUCUUCUCGCAGUAUUUCUCACAGACUGGAAAAUCGGCCCCAGGGUCCCCAAGAAGGGGCCUCCGGGAGACACCCCCAGUUGCUCCCCCUGCCAGGCCUGGGGCCCGAGCUGAGGCCUCCCCGUGCCCUCCUGCCUUCCUGGAGGCCCCAGGCCCUCCAGAAGACCCCAACCUCCUCCUCACCCCACCCCUACUCCAGGAAACGAUGUCUGAGGCCCCGGGAGCUGGCGAGCCCGCCCGCCUUCCCAUCUGGCCUUGCCCACAGCUGGGGGCAGAUGCUGAAGGAAGCAGGUGCCUCCUGCCAGACCGUGGUGUUCUGACUCUCGUGUCAUCUCGGGGAACUGGCCGAGCGGGGCUGAGUUCGCGGAGCCCGGGGCGGCCCCCGUGAGGACCUGGGGCUGGACGUGUGGUCGCUGGUCUCUGGUUCCAUCAGCUCCGGGCUGGUUCCCGCCGAGUGGAGGCCAGUGGGCGGCCCUCGGGCCACAUGCUGGGGAGGCUUUGCCGAGCACGGCGGGAGGGGAGGCCUGAGCUGGGGAGGACCCGCGCCACCCAGAAUUUCGCCUGCCAUCCACAGGGCCUGCGCCCCGACUCCCAGCAAGACUGCCAAGGGGGCCCUGUCCAGACGCCCCCCGCCGUAAGCACUCACUCCUGGGGGUGGUUCCCAGGAAACCCACCAGCCUGGGGCACAAGCUCCCAACCCCUCUUGCUGUCCCGGGACCCUCCUUGGGCAAGCGGAGCCUUGGUUUCCCCCGGGUGGGGGCAUCCUCAGCAUUCUGGACCUGGGGUUUCUUGGGUCACCCCCACCCCCAGCAGUUGACUAGACCAGCACAGGGCUCCCCUGUUAUCCUGCCCCCCCCCCGCUCCCCUGCCCCACUUGUGGGGGAUGUGGAAGGCCUCUGCCCCCGACUCACCUGCCUGCCUGCCCCUCAGCUGGGGCCUGUGGCACUCAUGAGUACUUGACCUGGGGGGCAGCUUAUCUGAGCCUUAAUAGAGAAAACUGUACCGUACGUUUUAGUUUCUUAUUUAAUAUAUUUGCGCCCAGGCUGUGGUCGGCGGCAGUUUCAGGGGACGGGGCCUCCUGAGUUCUCUCGGGGGCCCAGAGGCUCAGCAUCAUUCGGCUGGCACCCUGUGGCUGCAGGGACCAGCAGGAGAAUCGGGUGGUGUCGUAGAUUCUUGGAGCAGGAAGCUGGCAGCAGAGGUCUGUCACGAGACAGGGGUCCCCCAGGGCACCCCAUCCAGAGCCAUACAAGCCCCACGGACAAGUGCCCAGGCCGCCGUGGUUCUCUCUGAACAUCAGAGGGGAUCCGCAGGCCACAGGGCGGUGGGCAGCCAGGCGGCAGGCAGGCUGCGGCAGUCUCGUACCCCUGCAGGCCGAGCAGGGAGCAUGGGGUGAAGCCCGCAUGUCCUCUGCAGCUGGGGCUGGACCGGGGGGUCCCCAGCGGCUCCUGCCUCCCCUGGUGCUCUUUCUCAGGCUGACUUGCGCUGUUCCUGAGAAGCUCAGAGGAGAAAGGCUGUUCUCCUAGUAGGUGAGGGGCUUGUGUGAGCCCCAUGCCCCCCUUCUCCCAGCGUUGUGGGACCAACCCUCCAAGCCCCGGAAGCCCACCAGACGGAAGAGCCGCGGGUCUGGAUCCUCACAGACGCUCAGGACCCAAGCACUGAUUAGGAACCCACUUUUUUUUUUUUUUUUAAGUUAACUAAUUUUGCACAAAACUCCCAAGCAACCAAAACGCGUCCACUGUUUGCUGGCCGAGCGGGCAGGGAAGCGCCGAAGCCCUGAGUCCCCUUCGUCUCCUCGGAAGGCCUGGGUUUUCCGUGGCGUGCCCCUCCAGACUCCUCCCUGUCGGGUCCCCGGUGGUGUCACCUCUCCGCCCUCCCUCCCUGCCGACCCAGCCUGUCGGCCCCAUGACCCCAGAGACGUGUGCUACCCAGACCCCCCCAAACGUAUCUAUUGUACACACUUAUAAAUACCUGUGUUUUAUGUUGAUAUAGAUAUAUACUGUAAAUAGCAUAUAUACUUGAGCAAUAUAUAUGUUAAUAUAUACUGUGUGAGCACGCACACGCGUGUGUGCACAGUCCAUGGACGCAGACCCCACUGUGUGUGCACGUGUGUGGGCGUGAGGGCCUCCGCCCGCUGGGCCUGCUGUGCACGCAGGCACCAUUUGAGCCACCGUAUAUUUUUAAUUCAAGUAUAUAGGCAAUACAUUAUUAGAGAAGCCCUGACUUGAGAGAAAAAAACCAGCAUCCCAAGAGCAGAGCCCCAGGGCCCCCCCAAGCCUCCCCUGGAAGUGGAUCCAGCCUCAUUUCUGUGGCCAAGGCUCCCGGAACACCCUCGUUUGCCCUGGCGGACAGGGGUACAGAGGGAGGGGCGUAGGAAUCCCGUCUUGCUCUGGAGCAGAAAGGCCCUCUUCCCGUUGCCCUGAGCCCAAGGACCUGGGCAGGUGGUCCCCGUCCAGCUCUCCACCCGGAGCCCCCAGAGCCCCACGUGGCUGUUCCUGCAUCUUUCUCACCCGCAAGCUUAGAGACCUCAGGUUCUUUUCCCAGGCCUCCUCUUGGAGAUCGGCCCCAUCCAACCAGGAGGAGAAGGCCCGAAGCCCGUGCCCUCACGUCCAGGAGUGGCUGUGGCUAGGGCUGGGCCUGGGCAGGAGCUGCCACCUGGGUCUUCUGGUCCCCAGCUUCCCCUCCCACUGCGCGUCUGUGACGAAUGUAGUCAUAGGUUUGGUUCUAGGCAAGAUGCCCCCCCUCCACGUUGCUGGGUGCAGGGGGUCUCCAGACCCCCUCCAGAGAGGCCUGAGGAACGUGCCGUCGUGGCCUGCGGUUGUCUUGGCUCUGGCUGGGGAGGCAUGUGGCCGGGGCAGAGAAAUGGGGUUCCUGAGGGAGGCAGCUGAGGGGUGGGGGUGAGCGGCGGCCCUGGGCCUGCUGCCUGGGCCCUGCGGGUGCAUCUUUGCCUCCGUACCGCGUGGGAAGAGCUCACACCCGCUCCUGCGCACUACAGAGGGGAUGGCGAGGGGGCGCAUGACCACCCCCUCCAACCUCACGCCUGGUUGUUAAGAUCUGUGUCCGUGGCUGAGGCCUCCGCAUGGGCUCCUCUGGUUCCCGAGAAGCACCUUCCUGUCUCCCUUGGCACCCCUGUCCCGACCCGCAGGGAUGGGCAGUGCCCGCUCUGUACCUCCGUCCUCCACGGGGGUCUCCGGGCACAUGACUUCCAUCCCAGCUGGAGAGCUGUGCGGACCCCCCGGCCCAGGAUUCAGGGGGUCCGGAGUCUCCCAAGCACCAGCAUUCUCCCCUUGCCAAGGCCUUGGUGACCAGCAUGGUGUCCGGAAGAAAACACGUGGUCCAGGGAGGCUUGUGCCCCGUGAGGUGACAGGAUGACCCGGAGGUCAGGAGAGGAGGCUCUGGUUGGACGGCAGGGUGCGGCCCCCGGUCCCGAGCCAAGGACACCACUGGCCUGAGAGUCCAAGAUGCACCUGCCCGCCCACCGCGAGCGGCCCCUCCUGGCCGCAUUUCUCAGGCUGACUGAGGAGGCCCCGGGCCACCUCGCUGGGCCUCUGGACCUGGACGUGGGGACGCCCUGGGCCCUGCCCAGCCAGGGCUAAGAGGGACCCUGUGGGUCUCCCGGGUGACGGCACAGCGCUCCCGUGCUCUGACCCCGGGGUCCCUGGUGCCGUCCUGAGUGAACUCUGAGGGGUGGUCGAGAGAAGCCCCCCAGUGGAUCUGUGUGCCCCUGCGAGCCGGGGCCACUGGGAAACGAGGCAGGCAUUUGGCUUGGGGAGCAGAGCUCGGGGCGGGGGAGGAGGAUGGUGUCCGUCCGUUUCCCCCACAAACGCGAGCGCCGGCUUUUCAGGUUUCCGCAGAGCUGUGCUGAGGGAGGGCUCGGCCUGGAGGGGGCAGGCGCCCUGGCUUCCAGGAGGCGGCGGGAGGCGGCCGGUGGCUGCGGUGCGUCCGGCCGGCGAGCGCGGUGGGCAGCGCGGUGGGCGGCGAGGCCCGGCGGCCCCGGGCGCUGCGCCCUCUGGCUACGUACCUAGUCCGAGUCUCCGAGCUCAUCCCAGCUUCUUUCUUCUGUUUUCGAAUUAGAGGCAAUCAAAGGGCAAGUGUCCUUGUCCCUCCUCCCGUUUCCUUGGACGCUGGGAGGAGGCCACGGGGUGGGCUGUGCGGCCUUCAGCCUUGGCGUCCAUGCCGUCCUGGGAGGCCUGCCCUGGGGAGGAGGAGGGCCAGGCGGGGCCGUGCCGAGGCAGGGGGUCGGGGCUGGGGGGCGCUGGGAGUCAGGACGGGGUCGUGCUUGGCUAUGAGCCUGUGUACACAUACAUGUGUGAGUUCAGUAUUUUGAGGCCUCGGGAGCAUUGUCACCUGUGGGCCACGUGCAGUAGGGUUGACUGUGGGUGGGAGGCCUCGCACGCAGGACCCCCCCACCUCUCCAGAGUUUGUUAAAGCUGCUCUGAAGGGACAGUGGUGUCCCUGGCGGAGUCUCUGCUGUACCACACAGAGGCCUGGCAGCCCCAGGGGGUGAGCCCAGCCGAGCCAACUCUUCAGAAGCAUCCAGUCCUGAAGACAGUAUUCACGGGGAGAGGUUUCAGGGGCUGGCGCCCUCCCAGCGACUCGUGCUCAUCUGCAAAGAGCAUGGUGGAUGAAAAACGGGGCCCGGUUUGGGUUCCAAGAUAAGAGGUCAAGCCCAGUGCGUUUUCCUGUCCUCUGCCUCAGUUUACCUAUUCAGAAAAUGGCCCAGGAGGAACUAAGCAGGGUUAAUUCCAAAACUGGGGGGGGGGGGGGCGGCAAGGGGCUGAUGACAAACAGAAUCCCAAGUCCUCCUCUUGCUCUAUGCCAAACUUAUUUCCGUUAUCCUGAGAUGGGGGUGAGUGGACGUCGGGUGCGUUAUGGGGCUCUGAGGGGCCUCUGCCCUGCCCAGGGCCUCGCCUGGGGUCCGGCCCUCACCUGGCAUGCCCCAGGUCACCAGCAGUAGCAGCAGUGGCACUUACAUCUGUCCCAAGGUAUGGGCGAGGGGGAGCACGGGGCCCCCCUGACGCCCCAAGGCCCUCACGCUUCUACCCUCUGUGUUGAAGACACACAAAACCCUCGAGAUUCAUGUACUGUAUGACGGAGAGAAAAAAAGUACCUAAUGUUCCCCAAAAAAGACAGUAUAUUUUGUACUUUGUAAAGUGUUAAUUAAAAUGGAGACAAAAAUGGA
Messenger RNA from Canis lupus familiaris (dog), 6307 nucleotides. RefSeq names its product cytosolic arginine sensor for mTORC1 subunit 2 (gene CASTOR2). Bases 47 to 1066 code for a protein of 339 amino acids. Lineage: Eukaryota; Metazoa; Chordata; Mammalia; Carnivora; Canidae. The transcript is spliced from 9 exons. The record is from RefSeq and is a predicted model, not a curated record. Gene Ontology annotation, cellular component: cytosol. Gene Ontology annotation, biological process: negative regulation of TORC1 signaling; cellular response to L-arginine.